GAUUGUUUUAUUUUGAAAGGAUAAAGGAAGCAUUAUACUCAGCUUGAAUACUAUACUCUCUUCUCACUGGCUGGCGGUUUGACGCUGUACGUGCGUAGGCGCUUCCUCAACUUGACUAGCAGAAACAGCAAAAUAGAAGAUGGCUGGUCACCGGUUGGUCCUGGUGUUAGGUGACCUGCACAUCCCCCACCGGUGCAACACCCUGCCAGCCAAAUUCAAGAAGCUUUUGGUCCCGGGGAAGAUCCAGCACAUUCUCUGCACGGGCAACCUGUGCACCAAGGAGAGCUAUGACUACCUGAAGACUCUCGCAGGAGACGUCCACAUAGUCCGAGGAGACUUCGACGAGAACCUGAACUACCCGGAGCAGAAGGUGGUCACAGUGGGCCAGUUCAAGAUCGGUCUGAUCCACGGCCACCAGGUGAUCCCCUGGGGCGACAUGGCCAGUCUGGCGCUGCUCCAGAGGCAGCUGGACGUCGACAUCCUCAUCUCAGGGCACACGCACAAGUUCGAGGCCUUUGAGAACGAAAACAAGUUCUACAUCAACCCCGGUUCGGCCACUGGAGCCUACAGCGCACUGGAAAGCAACAUCAUCCCCUCCUUUGUAUUAAUGGACAUCCAGGCGUCCACCGUGGUGACGUAUGUUUAUCAGCUGAUCGGCGACGACGUCAAGGUGGAGAGAAUCGAGUACAAGAAAUCUUAAAGGAUGGCAGGAGGAGGAGCAGGAGGAGAGGAGUUGGGUUAACGUUGCUCAGCGUGUCGUUUCAUUCCUGUCCACCAGGGGGCAGCAGCUGCCCUGCAGUCACCACAAUGUUAAUGCUGUAACAAGCUGUUCAGUAAGUUAACUCUAAAGACCUGUGUAUUAUAUUGUUUAUAUUGUCAUCAGCAUUUGCUUGUAUCCAAGCUGUCAUUUGGUAACUGUAGAGAAUGCAAUAAUGUCACAUGUAUUUGUUAUCAAAAGAAAUAUUUGGUGCCAUUUCCUCUUUUUUUGUUUUUUUUUUUGCCCUCUUCAUGUAACCAAGAGACCUGUAGCUUCUUGUAGUCUGCCUUUUUCAGUUAUUUCUUCCCCACAAUAAAGAUCUACUUUCACUCUA
This is a messenger RNA of Scatophagus argus, 1091 nucleotides long. RefSeq names its product VPS29 retromer complex component (gene vps29). Lineage: Eukaryota; Metazoa; Chordata; Actinopteri; Scatophagidae. Gene Ontology annotation, cellular component: retromer complex; endosome. Gene Ontology annotation, biological process: retrograde transport, endosome to Golgi; intracellular protein transport. The transcript is spliced from 5 exons. Bases 140 to 700 code for a protein of 186 amino acids. The record is from RefSeq and is a predicted model, not a curated record.